Molecule: messenger RNA, 1839 nt
Organism: Penicillium argentinense
Lineage: Eukaryota; Fungi; Ascomycota; Eurotiomycetes; Eurotiales; Aspergillaceae
Product: Cupin domain protein
Exons: 5
Coding region: 1-1839 (612 amino acids)
Biological process (GO): spindle attachment to meiosis I kinetochore; kinetochore assembly; attachment of mitotic spindle microtubules to kinetochore
Cellular component (GO): kinetochore
Molecular function (GO): centromeric DNA binding
Source: RefSeq, a predicted model, not a curated record
AUGGCUCGUGGUCCAGGCAAAGCUCGCGACUUCGACUACUCGAAUUUGGGAACCACGGGAAGGCGCACUGGUCUCACAUUAAAAGAGGGCCGACGCGAUGAACAUGGCAUGGAAUCAGUAGAUGGAUUAUUCUCAUCCCCCGAGAAGUCACCGGCGAGACUGAACGGUUUUGACGAUGCGGAAAAUGAGGACUCCAUGGGCUCUGAUAUGUCCAUUGAUGAAGGAAAUGCCCCAGGUCCCAUGGACUUUCUCAAUCCCCCCAAAGACCCACGCUCUCCAUUUUUGCCGCCACCGUCUCAAUCACCGGCAAAGGGUGCAGCAAGAUCUUCGCGAAGAUCACCCGUAAUUCAGUCCUCCCCAGAGCCCGAAGAAGACCUAUCGCCCAGCCCCUCCGAUGGCCGUUCUGCUACCAAAAGCAAUUCGCGAAAAGAUCCAGCUCCCUUGAGUGCUCGCUCGGCCAACGCUGGCCCAAAGAACCAAAAGAACAAUGCGCGUCAGAAAAUGAUGGACGAAUCAAUUGUUAGCGAGUUUUCUGAUGCAGAAGGCGACGAGAAUGCGGACUCCUUUGCGCCAGUCGACGAUAGGUUUGAUGAUAGCGUCAGUGCUGGCGAUGAGACGAUGAUCCCUGAGGAGGAUCUUCCAGAACUCAGUGACGAAGAGGCGGACGAAGCCGGAGCCGAUCCUGUUCCAGUUGCAGAGAGCUCGCCUCGGACCGGGAAGACGGCUAAGUCGACGAAGAAAGCGCCAGCUACCAAACCCACCAAGGAGAACGACGGAAAACCGCAGUCUGGGCCCGGGCGACGAGGACGACCUAAAAAAUCCGAACGCCCUGCUGAUGAUGCAUCGUCUGAACCCAGGCCGGCUAAGAAACAAAAGGUGUCAGCCAACGAAUCUCGGCCUCGGGAACCUCUGGACCCGGAGUUGGACCGCGUUGUUGAGAAUUACUCUCAGCGCACGGGUCCCUUGAAAGGUCGCAGUUUGCAUAUUCUCAAGCGCGAAAACCCCGCCGACAAUGCCUACACUCAUACCCGUUCCGGGCGGGCUUCCGUCCGGCCCCUUGCAUAUUGGCGGAACGAACGCUGUGUCUAUGGUUCUGGGGAGGUUGCUGAAGGGCACCGCUUCCCGUUAUCAACAAUCAAGGAGAUCAUUCGCACGGAGGAGCUCGAGCCGGAGAAGAAACCCAAGAACAAGCGUGCUGGCCGGAAGCCCAAGUCCAAGAAACCCAAGCGUGACGAAUCAUCAGAUGAGGAAGAUCCCAAUUUGGACGAGUGGGAGAAACAAGAGGGCAUCCUUCAUGGCAUUGUGCCCAAGUGGGAUAAUAAGACUCAAACCCACAGCACAGAGGAAGAGGUCAUCGAUGUUGCCUAUGCCCCUUCUGGUAUCCAAACCAGAGAGGUCAAGGGGUCCUCGUUCCGCUUCGCCAAACUACUGAGCUCUUCCUUCAUUGGAUCGGGAGUUGUUGAGCUUCCGCCAAAUGGAGUGAAGAGGCCGAAGAACUCGAAGAAGAUGCAUAUGGUAUUCUUUGUCUGCCAUGGCCGGGUGCAAGUGGAUAUCUCCGACGUCAAAUUCAGUGCUGGGAAAGGAUGCGUCUUCCAGGUUCCACGAGGAAACUACUACAGCUUCGCGAAUCCAUAUGACAAAGAGGCCCGGCUGUUCUUCACGCAAGGCUGUGUUCCAGACGAGUCCGACCAACCCGACAAGUCGCCUUCAGCUGAGGGCAAACCAAUGCAAGACAGCGAGUUUGAAACCGACGCUGGUCCUUCUGAGAAAACCACCAAGCAGGCUAAGCCCACGAAAGCUAGGGGCCGUCCGAAGGGCAAGGAAAAAGCCGAUAAAUAA